CGUUUUCAAAAAGUUACAGAUCAUCAUUCACAUCAUACAUACACAAAACACAUACCCAUCUCUCUCUCUCUACCUUUCUCUCUAAAAUCUCCCAAUCCAAACAGUUUUUUUUUCUCAGAGACAACAUCAUCAACAACAACAACUGAAACAGAACACAACACAACUCAUCGAAAUAGCGUGGACUCAAAAGUUAGAAUCCAAGGCAAUUUUUUUGGUUUUAGUCUUAUGGAGCUUUUCUGAUAGAGAGAGAGAGACUGAGCUUUGUGAUUGUAUUUAUGCUUACGACACCGUUUGAAGCAAAUAGUCUUUGUAAAGAUUAAAGAGAGAGAGAAAGAGAAACGAAACGGUGUGGUUCCUUUUUGGGUUUUUGAAAAAAAUUUCUUUGCUUUUUUUUUUUUUUUUUUGGGUUUGGGUUUUUUUUUUUUUUUUUUUUUAUGUUAUAUAACUCUCACACCAUAAAGGGUUGGCUUAAAAAGAGUGAGAGCGUCCAAGAGAGAAAGUGAGUUAUAGAGAGAGAGAGAGAGAGAGUCACAGUGACUAGUAAAAACAAUGCAAGAGAGUAUGAAGAAGAAGAAGAUUAAUAACAACAACAGCAACGAAGAUUCUAAGAAGAAGGAGCGUCACAUUGUUACGUGGAGUCAAGAGGAGGAUGAUAUACUCCGUGAGCAAAUUGGUCUUCAUGGAACAGAGAAUUGGGCGAUUAUUGCAUCAAAGUUCAAGGACAAAACAACACGGCAGUGUAGAAGAAGGUGGUAUACAUACUUGAAUUCUGAUUUCAAGAAAGGCGGAUGGUCGCCGGAGGAGGACCUUCUCUUAUGUGAGGCUCAAAAGAUGUUUGGUAACAGAUGGACAGAAAUUGCAAAGGUGGUUUCAGGCAGAACGGAUAAUGCUGUGAAGAACCGUUUCUCUACACUGUGCAAGAAGAGAGCAAAAUAUGAAGCCUUAGCAAAAGAGAAUGCUAGUUCAUACAUCAAUUCAAAUAACAAAAGGGUUGUACCCCAAAAUGGAUAUAAUACAGAUAGAACUUCAGGGACUGCAGCACCUUUAAAGAAGAUGAGGAGGACCCACAUCUCUGAUUUCACAGAGAGUUACAACUUAAGAGACAGAUCACAUAAGCCAUGUGGAACAAUAAAUCAGCAGCUAAGAGCUCCUUUUGCUGUUUUGGUUCAGAACUUCCACAAUAUUAAUAACUUGCCAGCCCAACAUCAAGUCAACAGUGCCAAGGAAGUCCUCAAUGAUGAAGCAGCUCAGAAUGAUAAGAUUCAGGGUACAUUUCUCAAAAAAGAUGACCCAAAGAUAACUGCUUUGAUGCAACAAGCGGAAUUGCUCAGCUCACUCGCACUUAAAGUUAAUACAGAGAACACAGACCAAAGUCUUGAAAAUGCUUGGAAGGCUCUGCAAGAUUUCCUGAACCGAAGCAAAGAAUGUGAUAUUCUAAAUUAUAGAUUCCCUGAUAUUGAUCUUCAACUUGAAGAUUUCAAAGAUUUGGUAGAUGACUUAAGAAGUUGUAAUGAGGGAAGUCAUCAAUCCUGGAGGCAACCUGAUCUGUACGAUGAGUCUCCUGGUAGCUCUGACUACAGUACAGGAUCGACUCUCCUGUUGCAUUCAGCCAGUAACAAACUGGAACAAGGACAUGCUGAGAUAUGUUCACUGCAUCAGGAUAUUGGAACUGGGUCAGAAUCAAUUCAUAUUGAAGAGCAAAAGGAUGUUGGCGAAUGUGAGAAUGGGGUUAUUUCUGGAGCAACCCCAAAGCAAGGGAUUUUCAUGUGUUGUGAUGAACAACCAAACAAUGAUGGAGUUGUUUGUGUCUCAUCAAGUACAGACUUUGGUUCCCCUCUUCAAGUAACCCCACUGUUCAGAUCAUUAGCAGCAGGAAUUCCUAGCCCCAAAUUUUCAGAAAGUGAAAGGAGCUUCCUACUAAAAACACUUGGAAUGGAGUCCCCUUGCCCCAACCCAAGUGCUAAUCUUUCACAACCACCAACCUGCAAAAGAGCCCUCCUCCAGAGUCUAUAACCAACCUUUCUGAUUUACCUCACAAUAGAAAUUCUAUGUGGUCCAGAUCCAUUAUUGAGUUCCUGUCUUCUCCUUUGAAUUCAGUUUCUUCGGAUUGCAGCAAUUCCGGCCUGAAAUUUUACAUAGGCAUGUCGAGAUCUGCAUUCCAAGACCCCCAGAUCUAGAAUGUUAUGGUGCAUUCUGGCAUUCUCCUACACAUUUAACGUGUUCUGCAUUUUUUUUGUUCCCCACCGGGGUUCCUACCUAGAUACUUACAUGAAAACUAGUGUGUUUGGUGUGUCAUCCCUUUUGGUUUUUUUCCUUGAGCUUUAAGGUUUUGGGUGUUCCAGUUUUUGGUCUUGAUUUAUCAUUUGUACAGAACCUGUUAUAUAAUCCCUAGUCAUUCAGAGUGUAAUUAUACAUCGGCAACUCGCCUAUAUCCGACCUAGGAUUGAUGAUGAAAGAUAUAGAGGAAAGAGAAGAAAAAAAAAAAAAAAGAGUAAAGGAGGAUUAACCAGCUGAAAUGGAUUCCUAUUUGUUUGUUUUUGGGUGUGCAAAGGGUAUAGAAUAAGUCCUUAUUUUUUAUUUUUUUCCCCCCUGAUUUCUGAUGUAAUGAAACUUAGUAUGAAUGGAUUGGAAAUGUAUUCUGGUUUUGGUGUGCA
Messenger RNA from Quercus robur (English oak), 2654 nucleotides. Its product is annotated as transcription factor MYB124-like. Gene Ontology annotation, cellular component: nucleus. Bases 550 to 2013 code for a protein of 487 amino acids. NCBI's taxonomy places the organism in Eukaryota, Viridiplantae, Streptophyta, Magnoliopsida, Fagales, Fagaceae. The record is from RefSeq and is a predicted model, not a curated record. The transcript is spliced from 13 exons. Gene Ontology annotation, biological process: regulation of DNA-templated transcription. Gene Ontology annotation, molecular function: RNA polymerase II cis-regulatory region sequence-specific DNA binding; DNA-binding transcription factor activity, RNA polymerase II-specific.